Linum tenue is the source of this 3479-nucleotide messenger RNA. Lineage: Eukaryota; Viridiplantae; Streptophyta; Magnoliopsida; Malpighiales; Linaceae. The record is from the annotation of a GenBank genome assembly.
GAAAAAUCCCUUUUGUUUUCUUCUCUAAUAGGGAAAGAACUAUCCCUCAUUACUUCCUUCAGAAUGACGAUGUAAAAAUUUCGAUGUGGUGAAACUUUUUACGUCGUCAUUUUGGCCAUGACUGAGUAACACAAACAAAAUCGAGAAACUCUUUUUCCAGAUUCAGAGAAUACCAUGGAUAGAUGCAAAUUGCGGCAUACCCAGUAGUCUACUCGUCGUCCUUCACGGCUUCCGUUCCUUUUCCAGUACCAAUUUGAUUACUGCGCGAGUGGUGGUUCCAAUUUAAUUCGUCUGUAUCUCCAUCAACGUCCGAUUACUCUGCUUCGACACUCCGUUUCUCUCCAGCUUCGUGUAACCUCUGCCCGUCAGUUUGUAGCAAUCUGGCAUAUACCGGCAGCGAUCCCGCAGAAGAUCCCCAUUUCUCUCUUCUUCCCCGCUGUUCUUUGGGAAGUCCUGCUUGCUCUUUUCGCCCUAAUUGAGUGCCCAAUUGAUGGCCGAUCUUGUUCUGUUAUGUGCUUGAAUUGCGACUGCUUUCCCGUUUCCAAGGUUAGUUUCUUUGAACGGAUGAUUUAGAUCUUGAUUGGAACCCUGCCGUCUUUUAGAUUGGUCCCCGGGAACAUAGCUGGGAAAUGGAUGGAAAGCAAGACUUUUUGAAUUCUUUUCAAUGCUAAGCAGUCAUCCUUGCUGGCCUGAUUACAUAUUUCUUGGCUGUUUUAGGGGUUUGGUGUCACUUCUGUAGUUCUGUUGCAUUUAUAUUAGUUUCUUGGUGGCAGCAAACACUUCUUGUAUACCAGGAACACCAGCAGAACUGUGAUGGAAGAUGGGGAAUGUUUGCGAAAUUGAGGGAUGAAGAUAGAGCAUUGGAUUUCCAGACAUGAAUCGAUCUCCAUCCUUUUCAGUUAAGUCAGAAUCCAGCGUAAAGGUUGACCCAGAAUCUCUGCAGCAAUGGGCUGUUGCAUUUUGUGUGAUUAGGUUUGAUCUGGAACAAGGUCAGCUGAUUGAAGAGUGUUAUCCAUCUGGUCAUCUCUCAAGUGAGGAAGAACUUGAUGUUGCUUUCAGUUCCUUUCCGGAUUCUGUUUCUCAGCACCAGAACCGUUCAAGCAUUCAUGAUUGCAUGUUCUUCUUCCGUGUCCAGAGGCGGCAAGGCUCUGCACCAAGUAAUGUCAAGUCAUCUGGUUUCCAAGAACACAAUGGCAAAAGUCCACCUUCAGAGCUACCACAUGAAUUGGUGAAAUCCAAACUUAGCAAUAACGCUAGGGGUAAUAAAUACCUGUAUGGCUACGUGUUCAACCGACAGAGACAUGAUGAAAGGUUAAAGCGAGGAGGAGAACAGAAAUCUGUGGUUAUAUUAUCUCACAGGCCCUAUUCCUCUGUGUUCAGACCUUUGCUACAGAUAAUGGGUCCAUUAUAUUUUGACAUAGGAAAGAAGGCCCUUGAGCAUAUUGCUAGUUAUGUGUCAAUGUGGCCUGCUCCUCUACCUGGUAAGCUAAUGGAGCUUCCUAUUGGCAAUGCGAUGCUUAAAGUUAACUUGCCCCCUGCCCAUAGCUUACCUUUGGACAAUGGAAAGCAUGAGGAAUCUUCUUCAUCAAUGGCUCCUCUGCUUCCAACUAAUCAAUCGAUCCCACAAGGGCUUUUCCAUGAUUCUGAUAUAUUUGGUAUUUUCCGCGGGAUUCUAUUGCAACUGUGGGUCUUGUGGGAGUUGUUGUUGAUUGGUGAACCUAUUCUUGUCAUAGGACCUACGCCGCCUCAAUGCAGCGAAGCAGUUGCAAGCCUUGUUAGUUUGGUUGCACCAUUGUUGUUCAGUGUUGAUUUUAGGCCUUACUUCACCAUUCAUGAUCCAGGAUUCGCUCGACUGAAUUCCCUUCAGGAGGGUGACACUUUUCCUCCAAUGAUAUUGGGAGUGACAAACCUUUUCUUCCUCAAAUCUCUUCGCAAUAUUCGUCAUAUUGUGUCAGUUGGAACCCCUGCAGGGAUUUCUAGUCGUCAACCCAUUUCAAAUAGGUUCUCUUCCGGUGGGGUUCCUGCAAGACCAGAAGGAUCUGGUCUUCAGCAGAUAUCUUUUAAAAAGUUUUCGCCUUCAAGUUUCUUGAGUGCUGUUAAGUUAAGGAGAGAAGGCCCUCUUUCCCUCAUGACAGAACAUAAGGAAGCCGUUUGGACAAGUUAUACGGCAGUAACCAAGCCAGAUACUUCGAUCCUAAAUAGGCUCAUUGAUGCUGGGAUGUCACCAAGGGUUGAGGAGUCCAUGUCAGUUGUCAACAAUGAGAUAUUACGAAGGCAUUUCUUGGAGCUCACCACUAACUUCUUGGCCCCUUUCGGCCCAUAUUUGAGAGCUACAACGCCAUCUGAAGGAUCUUCCCCAUUUGUUGAUCCUCCUCCUCUCCCUCAAUUUAACGUUGAUGAAUUUUUGGCAAGCUUAUCAGCACGAGGUGCAGGGAAGUUUCUUUCAAAAAGAAUGCGAUCUAAUUGGCUCGAUUUAUACAGGCGGUUCCUGAAAGGGCCAAACUUUAUGCCAUGGUUUGAGAGAAGGCGAGCUGUUGCCGAACAAGAGCAGCAUAGAUUAUGGAGGGAAGCAAGAAUGACCACAGAUAUAACACUGUUCAUAUCAAAGAUGUCUGAACUGGAAAUUGUUGAUUCUUUCAAUGCCGUUGAGAGGCACCUUCAGUGGGAACUUCAGGUGUCAAAGUUGGGAAAGGUUAGUGACCCUGCUGCAAAUACUUUCGAAAAGCUGACGAAAGAUCUGCAGGCAGUGUUCAAUGUUCUUCCCAAGGAUAUGCAACAGCUUCUGCUCAUGAACCCGGAAAGAGCUGCUCUCCUGCGAGGAAAUGUAGAAGAUACAAUGCCCCUUUGAUAAGCCAGCUUCUGGUUCCCCUACAUGACAGGUUAGAAAAGUUAAACCACACCUGGUUACAACUCUUCUUUACACUGCUGAAUGGUUGAAUGGCUUGUAACCCAAGCAUUUCUGGUGUUCUCCACUGGUUGCGGUGUUCUUUCUCGAGCUUGUCAUUUGUUCAUGAGAUGUGAGGUUAAUGUCUCCCGUAGCAGACUAGCAGUGAUGGAGCUUACUUGUUGCCCUCUUCUGCAAUUCCAAUGACUUAAAUCUUGUUCAGACUCAGAGGACAUGGAUGCUUGCAUUUGUAUGAAACUAAAUACAAGGGGGUUGACUCAUUGUAAUUGUUUUGAAGAAACUGUAUCGAGUAUGAGGCUGCAUUCUGCAUUAGUACUCGGGGCUGAUUUCUCUUUCCUUGUACAUUGUCGAGGCAUCAUCGUCGUUGUGUAACCUUGUGCUGGUAUGGAUUUUGAUGAGGUUUUGAAGAGCUAUGUUUUCAGAUGUUAGAUUGCUUCAUUCUAUACCUGAAUGCCUUGUAGGAAGCUGGAUGUAGGGUGCUCUGUUUCUGGUAGAGAUGAAUACUCGAGAAUGGAUAUGGUAAACGAUUUGUGAAUUAUGAUUUUGGAUUUUUACUUGAGUAGGGGGUUGGAUU